Molecule: messenger RNA, 24357 nt
Organism: Pipistrellus nathusii (Nathusius's pipistrelle)
Lineage: Eukaryota; Metazoa; Chordata; Mammalia; Chiroptera; Vespertilionidae
Source: the annotation of a GenBank genome assembly
AUGGCUCAUUCCUCGUUCAGCGGCGCGCCCCGGUUCCUGACCCGGCCCAAGGCCUUCGUGGUGUCGGUGGGUAAGGACGCCACGCUGAGCUGCCAGAUCGUGGGCAACCCCACGCCGCAGGUGAGCUGGGAGAAGGACCGGCGGCCGGUGGAGGCCGGCGCCCGCUUCCGCCUGGCCCAGGACGACGACCAGUACCGCCUCACCAUCCUGGACCUGGCGCUGGGCGACAGCGGCCAGUACGUGUGCCGCGCGCGCAACGCCGUGGGCGAGGCCUUCGCCGCCGUGGGGCUGCAGGUGGACGCCGAGGCCGCGAUCGCCGAGCAGGCGCCCCACUUCCUGCUGCGCCCCACGUCCAUCCGCGUGCGCGAGGGCGCCGAGGCCACCUUCCGCUGCCGCGUGCGCGGCUCGCCGCCGCUGGCCGUGAGCUGGGACAAGGACGGCCGCCGCCUGGGCCCGCCCGACGCCCCGCGCGUGAGCGUGGAGGCCAGCGGCGAGGCGAGCGCGCUGCGCAUCCGGGCCGCGCGCCCCCGCGACGGCGGCACCUACACCGUGCGCGCCGAGAACCCGCUGGGCAAGGCCAGCGCCGCCGCCGCGCUGACGGUGGACGCGGACACGGACGCCGCGGGCCCGCCCGGCGCCUCCACCGCCGCCCUCCUGGCGCACCUGCAGCGGCGGCGCGAGGCCAUGCGGGCCGAGGGCGCGCCCGCCUCGCCGCCCGGCGCCGGCACCCGCACCUGCACCGUCACCGAGGGCAAGCACGCGCGCCUCAGCUGCUACGUGACCGGCGAGCCCAAGCCCGAGACCGUGUGGAAGAAGGACGGGCAGCCGGUGGCCGAGGGCCGGCGGCACCUGGUGUACGAGGACGCGCAGGAGAACUUCGUGCUCAAGAUCCUCUUCUGCAAGCAGGCGGACCGCGGCCUGUACACCUGCACGGCGUCCAACCUCGUGGGCCAGACCUACAGCUCCGUGCUGGUGGUGGUGCGAGAGCCCACAGUGCCCUUCAGGACGAGGCUGCAGGACCUGGAGGUGCAGGAGAAGGCGUCGGCCACGUUUCAGUGCGAGGUGCCGCUGCCCACCACGGAGGCCGUGUGGUACAAGGAGGAGACGCGGCUGUGGGCCAGCGACAAGUACGCCAUCGAGGAGGCGGGCACGGAGCGCCGGCUCACCGUCCACAACGCUUCCACGGACGAUGACGCGGUGUACAUCUGCGAGAUGGCCGAGGGCAGCCGCACGGUGGCCGAGCUGGCCGUCCAAGGCAACCUCAUCCGAAAGCUCCCGAGGAAGACGGUGGUGCGAGUGGGGGACACUGCCCUGUUCUGUGUGGAGCUGGCCAGGCCGGAGGGCCGGGUCCACUGGCUUCGGAACCACGAGGAGGUGGUGGCCGGGGGCCGAGUAGCCAUCACCACAGAAGGCACAUGUCACACGCUGACCAUCUCUCAGUGCAGCCUGGAGGAUGUGGGCGAGGUGGCCUUUGUGGCCGGGGACUGCCGGACGUCCACCCAGUUCCUGGUGUCAGCCCCCAGGAAGCCACCACCGCACUCCCCCGAGGCCCCUGUGGUGAAGGCCAAGACAGAGAGUUCCGUGACUCUCAGCUGGUCCCCACCGCCCGCCGGGGAUCGCCCUGUGCCCAUCGAUGGCUACGUGGUGGAGAAGAAGCGAUUGGGCACCUACACCUGGAGCCGGUGCCAUGCGGCCGAGUGGGUGGCCACCCCUGAGCUGACGGUGGACAGUGUGGCUGAGGAGGGGGACUUCCAGUUCCGGGUGUCAGCUGUGAACGGCUUCGGCCAGAGCUCCUACCUUGAGUUCCCGGGGACGGUCCACCUGGCACCCCAGCUGGCGGUGAAGACGCCUCUGAAGGCAGUGGAGGCGGUGGAGGGCAGUGAGGUGACCUUCUCUGUGGACCUCACUUCGGUCUCUGCGGGCGAAUGGUUCCUGGAUGGGAAGGCUCUGAAGGCCAGCCACACAUACGUGAUCCGCUGCGAGGGCACACGGCACGUCCUCACCAUCCGCUCGGUACCCGCCAGCCUGCAUGGCGCUGAGCUCAAGUUCGUGGCCAAUGGCAUCGAGAACAGCAUCCGCAUGGAGGUCCGAGGGCUGACCACCAAGCAUCCAACAGAAGUUCGGGAGGUGCUGGCCCGGCUACACGAGGAGGCACAGCUCCUGGCGGAGCUGUCAGACCAGGCCACGGCGGUAACGUGGCUCAAGGACGGCCGAGCGCUGCCCCCGGGCCCCAAGUACAAGGUGCAGGCUUCGGCAGGACGGCGGGCACUGCUGGUGCGGGAUGUGGCGCGGGACGACGCUGGCCUGUAUGAGUGUGUCAGCCGUGGGGUCCGCAUCGCCUACCACCUGUCAGUUCAAGGACUCACGCCCUUUCUGCACAAGGACUCGGCAGGCGGCUGCGUGGACGCGGUGGCCGGGGGUCCGGCCCGCUUUGAGUGCGAGACCACGGAGGCCCACGUGUCUGUGUGCUGGUUCAAGGACGGCUUGGAGCUGGGCCGCUCCAGCUCCCACUUCUCGCAGGAGGAUGUGGGCACGCGGCAUCGGCUGGUGGCCAGCUCAGUCACCAGGCAAGACGAGGGCACCUAUUCGUGCCGUGUGGGCGAGCACUCGGUGGAUUUCCAGCUGCGUGUCUCUGAGCCCACGGUGGUGUUUGCCAAGGAGCAGUCUGCACACAGCGAGGUGAAGGCCAUGGCCGGGGCCAGUGCCACGCUGAGCUGCGAGGUGGCCCAGGCCCAGACAGAGGUGACAUGGUACAAGGAUGGCAAGAAGCUGAGUGGGAGCUCAAAAGUGCGUGUGGAGGCCACGGGCUGCACCCGGCGGCUGGUGCUGCAGCAGGCGGCCAAGGGGGACAGCGGGGAGUACAGCUGUGAGGCCGGGGGCCAGAAGGUCACCUUCCAUCUGGAUGUCCCAGAGCCCAAGGUGGUGUUUGCCAAGGAGCAGUCUGCACACAGCGAGGUGAAAGCCAUGGCCGGGGCCAGUGCCACGCUGAGCUGCGAGGUGGCCCAGGCCCAGACGGAGGUGACAUGGUACAAGGAUGGCAAGAAGCUGAGUGGGAGCUCAAAAGUGCGUGUGGAGGCCACGGGCUGCACCCGGCGGCUGGUGCUGCAGCAGGCGGCCAAGGGGGACAGCGGGGAGUACAGCUGCGAGGCCGGGGGCCAGAAGGUCACCUUCCAUCUGGAUGUCCCAGAGCCCAAGAUGGUGUUUGCCAAGGAGCAGUCUGCACACAGCGAGGUGAAGGCCAUGGCUGGGGCCAGUGCCACGCUGAGCUGCGAGGUGGCCCAGGCCCAGACGGAGGUGACGUGGUACAAGGAUGGCAAGAAGCUGAGUGGGAGCUCAAAAGUGCGUGUGGAGGCCACGGGCUGCACCCGGAGGCUGGUGCUGCAGCAGGCGGCCAAGGGGGACAGCGGGGAGUACAGCUGCGAGGCCGGGGGCCAGAAGGUCACCUUCCAUCUUGAUGUCCCAGAGCCCAAGGUGGUGUUUGCCAAGGAGCAGUCUGCUCACAGCGAGGUGAAGGCCAUGGCCGGGGCCAGUGCCACGCUGAGCUGCGAGGUGGCCCAGGCCCAGACGGAGGUGACGUGGUACAAGGAUGGCAAGAAGCUGAGUGGGAGCUCAAAAGUGCGUGUGGAGGCCACGGGCUGCACCCGGCGGCUGGUGCUGCAGCAGGCGGCCAAGGGGGACAGCGGGGAGUACAGCUGCGAGGCCGGGGGCCAGAAGGUCACCUUCCGUCUGGAUGUCCCAGAGCCCAAGGUGGUGUUUGCCAAAGAGCAGUCUGCACAUAGUGAGGUGAAGGCCAUAGCUGGGGCCAGUGCCACGCUGAGCUGUGAGGUGGCCCAGGCCCAGACAGAGGUGACAUGGUACAAGGAUGGCAAGAAGCUGAGUGGGAGCUCAAAAGUGCGUGUGGAGGCCACGGGCUGCACUCGGCGGCUGGUGCUGCAGCAGGCGGCCAAGGGGGACAGCGGGGAGUACAGCUGCGAGGCCGGGGGCCAGAAGGUCACCUUCCGUCUGGAUGUCCCAGAGCCCAAGGUGGUGUUUGCCAAGGAGCAGUCUGCUCACAGCGAGGUGAAGGCCAUGGCCGGGGCCAGUGCCACGCUGAGCUGCGAGGUGGCCCAGGCCCAGACGGAGGUGACGUGGUACAAGGAUGGCAAGAAGCUGAGUGGGAGCUCAAAAGUGCGUGUGGAGGCCACGGGCUGCACCCGGCGGCUGGUGCUGCAGCAGGCGGCCAAGGGGGACAGCGGGGAGUACAGCUGCGAGGCCGGGGGCCAGAAGGUCACCUUCCAUCUGGAUGUCCCAGAGCCCAAGGUGGUGUUUGCCAAGGAGCAGUCUGCACACAGCGAGGUGAAGGCCAUGGCCGGGGCCAGUGCCACGCUGAGCUGCGAGGUGGCCCAGGCCCAGACGGAGGUGACGUGGUACAAGGAUGGCAAGAAGCUGAGUGGGAGCUCAAAAGUGCGUGUGGAGGCCACGGGCUGCACCCGGCGGCUGGUGCUGCAGCAGGCGGCCAAGGGGGACAGCGGGGAGUACAGCUGCGAGGCCGGGGGCCAGAAGGUCACCUUCCAUCUGGAUGUCCCAGAGCCCAAGGUGGUGUUUGCCAAGGAGCAGUCUGCACACAGCGAGGUGAAGGCCAUGGCCGGGGCCAGUGCCACGCUGAGCUGCGAGGUGGCCCAGGCCCAGACAGAGGUGACGUGGUACAAGGAUGGCAAGAAGCUGAGUGGGAGCUCAAAAGUGCGUGUGGAGGCCACGGGCUGCACCCGGCGGCUGGUGCUGCAGCAGGCGGCCAAGGGGGACAGCGGGGAGUACAGCUGCGAGGCCGGGGGCCAGAAGGUCACAUUUCGUCUAGAUGUCCCAGAGCCAGAGCCUGAGCCCCCAGCCCCGGAGAGACCCGACCGCAGGGGGCUAGUGGUGGUCAAAGAGCACGAGGACAUCGUCCUGACUGCCACGAUGGCCGCGCCCUCCGUGGCUGCGGUGACGUGGCUCAAGGACGGCGUGGAGAUCCGGCGCAGCAAGCGGCACCAGACGGCCAGCCUGGGGGACACGCACACGCUGACGGUGCGGGGCGCGCAGACUCUGGACAGCGCGGUGUACAGCUGCCGCGUGGGCGCCGCGGCGCAGGACUUCCCGGUGCAGGUGGAAGAGGUGGCCGCCAGGUUCUGCCAGCCCCUGGAGCCGGUGAGCGGGGAGCUGGGCGGCACGGUGACACUGGCCUGCGAGCUGAGCCCGGCGCAGGCCGAGGUGGUGUGGCGCUGCGGGAGCACGCAGCUGCGGGAGGGCAAGCGCUUCCAGAUGGCGGCCGAGGGGCCCCGGCGCUCCCUCACGGUGUCCGGCCUGCGGGCGGAGGAUGCGGGCGAGUACGUGUGCGAGAGCCGCGACGACCGCACCAGCGCCAGGCUCUCCGUCCGCGUCCCCCGCGAAGUCAAGUUCACGUCCGGCCUGAGCGCCGUGGUGGCGGAGGAGGGCCAGGAGGCCACCUUCCAGUGCGUGGUGAGCCCCGGCGACGUGGCGGUGCUGUGGUUCCGGGACGGCGCCCAGCUGCAGCCCAGCGAGAGGCUUCGGGUGGCGCAGAGCGGCGCCUGCCACAGCCUCACCAUCUCGGGGCUGGUCCUGGAGGACGCCGGCCAGAUCAGCGCCGAGGCUGAGGGGGUCACAUCCUCCGCUGCCCUCCGCGUCCGAGAGGCUCCCGUGCUGUUCAAGAAGAAGCUGGAGCCACAGACGGUGGAGGAGUGGGGCUCCGUGACCCUGGCGGUAGAGCUGACCAGGCCUUGGCCGGAUGUCAAGUGGACGCGCAAUGCCGCUGCCCUAUCCCCAAGCGAGAACGUGGCGAUCCACGCGGAGGGCGCCAGUCACCGCCUGGUCCUCCGCAGCGUGGGUUUCGCUGACCGCGGCUUCUAUGGCUGUGAGACGCCAGAUGACAAGACACAGGCCAAGCUCACAGUACAGAUGCGCCAGGUGCAGCUCUUGCGGGGCCUGCAAGCCGUGGAGGUGCAGGAGCAGGGCUCCGCCACCAUGGAGGUGGAGCUGUCCCACGCCGACGUAGAGGGCAGCUGGACCCGUGACGGGCUUCGGCUACAGCCGGGGCCCACGUGCCAGCUGGCAGUGCAAGGCCCCGUUCACACCCUCACGCUGUCAGAGCUGCGGCCACAGGAUGGGGGUCUCAUUGCCUUCAAGGCUCAGGGCGUGCACACAUCGGCGCGGCUGGUGGUCACGGAGCUGCCUGUGAGGUUCAGCCGCCCACUGCAGGACGUGGUGGCCACAGAGAAAGACAGAGUGACCCUGGAGUGUGAGCUGUCACGCCCCAAUGUGGACGUGCGCUGGCUGAAGGAUGGCGUGGAGCUGCAGGUUGGCAAGACAGUGGGUAUGGCAGCCAAGGGCACCUGCCGGACUCUCAUCAUUUACCAGUGUGCCUCCGGGGACCAGGGCGUGUAUGUGUGUGACGCCCGCGAGGCUCAGACCUCGGCAUCCCUGAAGGUGCAAGGACGCAACAUCCAGAUCCUGAGGCCCCUGGAGGACGUGGAGGUGAUGGAGAAGGAGAGCGCCACCUUCUCCUGCGAGGUCUCCCAUGACGACGUGUCUGCUCAGUGGUUCCGGGAGGGCAGUAAGCUCCGGUCCAGCGACAACGUGCGCAUGCGCCAGGAAGGAAGGACACACACGCUCAUCUACCGGAGGGUCCUGGUGGAAGAAGCAGGAGAAAUCCGGUUUGUAGCCGAAAAUGCAGAAUCUCGAGCCCAGCUCCGAGUGAGAGAGCUGCCAGUGACCAUUCUGCGCCCCCUGCGGGACAAGAUCGCCAUGGAGAGGCACCGCGGGGUGCUUGAGUGCCAGGUGUCUCGGGCCAGCGCCCAGGUGCGGUGGUUCAAGGGUGGCGUGGAACUGCGGGCCGGGCCCAAGUACGAGAUGGUCAGCGAUGGCCUCUACCGCAAGCUGGUCAUCAGCGACGUGCAGCCGGAGGACGAGGACACCUAUACCUGCGACGCUGGCGAUGUGAAGACCUCUGCCCAGUUCUUCGUGGAAGAGCAAUCCAUCACCAUCGUGCGGGGCCUGCAGGACGUGACGGUGAUGGAGCCCGCCCCCGCCUGGUUCGAGUGCGAGACCUCCAUUCCCUCUGUGCGGCCGCCCAAGUGGCUGCUGGGGAAGACGGCGCUGCAGGCGGGGAAGGACGUGGGCAUAGAGCAGGAAGGCACGGUGCACCGGCUGGCGCUGCGGCGCACCUGCUCCACCAUGACCGGGCCAGUGCACUUCACCAUCGGCAAGUCGCGCACCACCGCCCAGCUGGUGGUCUCAGACAUCCCUGUGGUGCUGACGAGGCCGCUGGAGCCCAAGGCGGGCCGCGAGCUGCAGUCCGUGGUGCUGUCCUGCGACUUCAAGCCGCCGCCCAAGGCCGUGCAGUGGUACAAGGAGGACACGCCGCUGGUGGCCUCGGACAAGUUCAGGAUGAGCCUGGAGGGCCACAUGGCGGAGCUGCGCGUGCUGCGGCUCACGCCCGCCGACGCCGGCGUCUACCGGUGCCAGGCCGGUAACGCCCAGAGCUGCGCCCAGGUCACCGUGGAAGUGCGGGAGGUGACGGUGACGCAGCCGCUGCAGGACGCGGAGGCCGCGGAGGAGGGCCGCGCCUGCUUCUCCUGCGAGCUCUCCCACGAGGACGAGGAGGUGGAGUGGUCGCUGAACGGGACGCCCCUCUACAACGACAGCUUCCACGACAUCUCCCACGAGGGCCGCCGCCACACGCUGGUGCUGAAGCGGGUCAGGCGGGGGGACGCGGGCACCGUGCGCGUCUCCUCCCCCAAGGUGACGGCCACUGCCCGCCUGGAGGUCAGAGCGAAGCCGGCGGUGUUCCUGAAGGCGCUGGACGACGUGUCGGCGGUGGAGCAGAGCGCCCUGACCCUGCAGUGCGAGGUCUCCGACCCCCAGGCGGGCGUGGUGUGGCGCAAGGACGGCGUGGAGCUGGGCCCCAGCGACAAGUACGACUUCCUGCACACGGCGGGCACGCGCGGGCUGGUGGUCCACGACCUGAGCCUGGACGACGCGGGCCUGUACACCUGCCACCUGGGCGCCGAGGAGACCUGCGCGCACGUCAGUGUGCACGACCUGCACGUGGGCAUCACCAAGAGGCUGAAGAACGUGGAGGUGCUCGAGGGUGAGAGCUGCAUCUUCGAGUGCAUCCUGUCCCAUGAGGACACGGGUGACACUGCCACCUGGACGGUCGGCGGGAAGACAGUGGGCAGCGCCGACCGCUUCCGAGCUGCCCGCCAAGGCCGGAAGUACACCCUGGCUGUGCGCGAGGCGCUGCCGAGCGACUCCGGGGAGGUGGUCUUCUCUGUGCGCGGCCUCACCUCCAAGGCCUCACUCCUUGUCCGAGAAAGGCCGGCGGGCAUCACGAAGCCUUUGGAAGACCAGCGGGCUGUGGAGGGGGAGGAUGCGACGCUGAGCUGUGAGCUGUCACGGGGGGACUCCCCGGUGCGCUGGCUGAAGGACGGGAAAGCCAUUCGCAAGAGUCAGAAGUAUGACCUGCUCAGCGAGGGCACGCGGGCGGUGCUGGUCGUCCACGCGGCCUCGCUCAAAGAUUCCGGAGAAUACACGUGUGAGACGGAGGUCUCCAAGAGCACAGCCAGGCUCCGUGUGGAAGAAAAGCCAAACCGGUUCACCGAGGAGCUGGCUGACCUGCAGGUGGAGGAAAAAGGCGUGGCUGUGUUUACCUGCAAGACCGAGCGCCCUGCAGCCACGGUGACCUGGAGAAAGGGCCUCUCUGAGCUGCGCGCCUCGAGGAAGCAUGCACCCAGCCAGGAGGGCGUGACCUUGAGGCUCACCAUCAGUGCCCUGGAGAAGGCGGACAGCGACACGUACUCCUGCGACAUUGGCCAGGCAAGGUCCCAGGCUCGGCUCGUGGUGCAAGGUCAGAGAGUGCUCAUCACAGAGGACCUGAAGGACGCUGAGGUACAGGAGGGCUCCUCAGUCACCUUCAGCUGCCGUGUCUCCCCUGCUGACUACGAGCCUGUCUACUGGUUCCUGGACAAAACGCCUCUGCACCCCAAUGAGCUCAAUGGGAUUGAGACCCAACCGGGUGGCUACCAUGUGCUCACCCUGCGGGAGCUUGGGCUCAAAGACUCGGGCACUGUCUACUUCGAAGCGGGCGAUCAGCGGUCCUCGGCCACCCUGCGGGUCACAGAGAAGCCAAGUAUCUUCUCCCAGGAGCUCACGGAUACCAUAAUCAUGGAGGGCGAGGAUCUGACUCUGGUCUGCGAGACCACUGACCCGGACAGCCCUGUGCAUUGGACCAAGGAUGGGAAAACCCUGCGGGGGUCGGCCCGGUGCCAGCUGAGCCGUGAGGGCCGCCGAGCCCAGCUGGUCAUCACGGGCACCACCUCACAGGAUGGCGGGCGCUACAAGUGUGAGGCCCCGGGUGCCUGGAGCAGCUCCAUCGUCAGGGUCCACGCGCGGCCGGUGCACUUCCGGGAGGGCCUGAAGGACGCGGAGGUGCUGGAGGGCGGUGCUGCCACCCUGCGCUGCCAGCUGUCCUCGGUGGCCGCGCCCGUGGAGUGGCGCUGCGGAGACGAGGUCCUGCGGCCGGGAGGCAAGUACAGGAUGCGGCAGGAGGGCACCUUGCUGGAGCUGGUGGUCCGGGACCUGCAGCCCGGCGAUAGUGGGCAGUACGUCUGCUGCUUCGGGGACCAGACAACCUCAGCCACGCUCACCGUGAAGGCCCUGCCUGCCGAGUUCAUAGGGAGACUGAGGAGCAAGGAGGCCACAGAAGGGGCCGUGGUAACACUGCGCUGUGAGCUGAGCAAGGAGGCCCCCGUGGAGUGGAGGAAGGGGCCCGAGACCCUCAGAGCUGGGGACAGAAUCAGCCUGAGGCAGGAUGGGGCCGUGUGUGAGCUGGAGAUCCGUGGCCUCGUGGUGGCAGAUGCCGGGGAGUACUCGUGCGUGUGUGGGCAGGAGAGGACGUCGGCCACGCUGGCCGUCAAAGUCCUGCCUGCCGAGUUCAUAGGAAGACUGAGAAGCAAGGAGGCCACGGAAGGGGCCACAGCCACACUGCGCUGCGAGCUGAACAAGGCGGCCCCCGUGGAGUGGAGGAAGGGGCCCGAGACCCUCAGAGCUGGGGACAGAAUCAGCCUGAGGCAGGAAGGGGCCGUGUGCGAGCUGGAGAUCCGUGGCCUCGUGGUGACGGAUGCCGGGGAGUACUCGUGCGUGUGUGGGCAGGAGAGGACGUCGGCCACACUGACAGUCAAGGCUCUGCCUGCGAAGUUCACAAAGGAUUUGAGAAAUGAAGAGGUCACAGAAGGGACCACAGCCACACUUCUCUGCGAGCUGAGCAAGGAGGCACCCGUGGAGUGGAGGAAGGGGCUUGAGACACUCAGAGCUGGGGACAGAGUCAGCCUGAGGCAGGAUGGGGCCAUGUAUGAACUGGAGAUCCGUGGCCUCGUGGUGGCGGAUGCCGGGGAGUACUCGUGCGUGUGCGGGCAGGAGAUCACGUCGGCCACGCUGACCAUCAAGGCGCUGCCCGCGAAGUUCACAAAGAUCCUGAGGAAGGAAGAGGCCACAGAAGGGGCCGUGGUAACACUGCGCUGUGAGCUGAGCAAGGCCGCCCCCGUGGAGUGGAGAAAGGGGCUGGAGACCCUCAGAGCUGAGGACAGAGUCAGCCUGAGGCAGGAAGGGGCCGUGUGUGAGCUGGAAAUUUGUGGCCUGAUGCUGGCAGAUGCCGGGGAGUACUCGUGCGUGUGCGGGCAGGAGAGCACGUCGGCCACGCUGACCGUCCGGGCCCUGCCCGCAAAGUUCAUAAAGAGUCUGAGGAAGGAAGAGGCCACGGAAGGGGCCACAGCCACACUGCAAUGUGAGCUGAGCAAGGAGGCCCCCGUGGAGUGGAGGAAGGGGCCCGAGACCCUCAGAGCUGGGGACAGAGUCAGCCUGAGGCAGGAUGGGGCCGUGUGUGAGCUGGAGAUCCGUGGCCUCGUGGUGGCGGAUGCCGGGGAGUACUCGUGCGUGUGCGGGCAGGAGAGCACGUCGGCCACGCUGACCAUCAAGGCGCUGCCUGCGAAGUUCACAAAGAUCCUGAGGAAGGAAGAGGCCACGGAAGGGGGCAUAGCCACACUGCGUUGUGAGCUGAACAAGGCGGCCCCCGUGGAGUGGAGGAAGGGGCCGGAGACCCUCAGAGCUGGGGACAGAAUCAGCCUGAGGCAGGAUGGGGCCGUGUGUGAGCUGGAGAUCCGUGGCCUCGUGGUGGCGGAUGCUGGGGAGUACUCGUGCGUGUGUGGGCAGGAGAUUACGUCGGCCAUGUUGACGAUCAGGGCCCUGCCCGCCAAGUUCACAAAGGGUCUGAGGAAGGAAGAGGCCAUGGAAGGGGCCACAGCCACACUGCAAUGCGAGCUGAGCAAGGAGGCCCCCGUGGAGUGGAGGAAGGGGCUGGAGACCCUCAGAGCUGGGGACAGAGUCAGCCUGAGGCAGGAUGGGGCCGUGUGUGAGCUGGAGAUCCGUGGCCUCGUGGUGGCAGAUGCUGGGGAGUACUCAUGCGUGUGCGGGCAGGAGAGCACGUCGGCCACGCUGACCAUCAAGGCGCUGCCCGCGAAGUUCACAAAGAUCCUGAGGAAGGAAGAGGCCACAGAAGGGGCCGUGGUAACACUGCGCUGUGAGCUGAGCAAGGCCGCCCCCGUGGAGUGGAGGAAGGGGCUGGAGACCCUCAGAGCUGGGGACAGAUUCAGCCUGAGGCAGGAAGGGGCCGUGUGCGAGCUGGAGAUCCGUGGCCUCGUGGUGGCGGAUGCCGGGGAGUACUCGUGCGUGUGUGGGCAGGAGAUCACGUCGGCCACGCUGACCAUCAGGGCCCUGCCCGCCAAGUUCACAAAGGGUCUGAGGAAGGAAGAGGCCAUGGAAGGGACCAUGGUAACACUGCGCUGUGAGCUGAGCAAGGAGGCCCCCGUGGAGUGGAGGAAGGGGCCCGAGACCCUCAGAGCUGGGGACAGAGUCAGCCUGAGGCAGGAUGGGGCCGUGUGUGAGCUGGAGAUCCGUGGCCUCGUGGUGGCGGAUGCCGGGGAGUACUCGUGCGUGUGCGGGCAGGAGAGGACGUCGGCCACGCUGACCAUCAGGGCCCUGCCCGCCAAGUUCACAAAGGGUCUGAGGAAGGAAGAGGCCAUGGAAGGGACCAUGGUAACACUGCACUGUGAGCUGAACAAGACGGCCCCCGUGGAGUGGAGGAAGGGGCUGGAGACCCUCAGAGCUGGGGACAGAGUCAGCCUGAGGCAGGAUGGGGCCGUGUGUGAGCUGGAGAUCCGUGGCCUCGUGGUGGCAGAUGCCGGGGAGUACUCGUGCGUGUGCGGGCAGGAGAGCACGUCGGCCACGCUGACCAUCAGGGCCCUGCCCGCAAAGUUCACAAAGAUCCUGAGGAAGGAAGAGGCCACGGAAGGGGGCACAGCCAAACUACGCUGUGAGCUGAGCAAGGCCGCCCCCGUGGAGUGGAGGAAGGGGCCGGAGACCCUCAGGGCUGGGGACAGAAUCAGCCUGAGGCAGGAUGGGGCCGUGUGUGAGCUGGAGAUCCGUGGCCUCGUGGUGGCGGAUGCUGGGGAGUACUCGUGCAUGUGCGGGCAGGAGAGCACGUCGGCCACGCUGACUGUCAAGGCCCAGCCAUCGGUAUUCAGGGAGCCCUUGCAGAACCUGCAGGCUGAGGAAGGCACAGAGGCUAGCCUGCGAUGUGAGCUGUGCGAGCCCAGGGCUGUGGUCUGGAGCAAGGGUGGCCUGGAGGUGCAGGCCGACGGGCACCGGGAGCCACGGCAGCAGGGCUGCAUGGUGGAGCUGGUGCUGCGGGACCUGCGCUGGGAAGAUGCGGGCGAGUACACCUGCACCUGUGGCUCCCAGGCCACCAGUGCCACCGUCACCAUCACAGCUGCACCCGUGCGGUUCCUCCGGGAACUGCAGGCUCAGGAGGUGGAUGAGGGUGGGACAGCACGCCUGUGCUGCGAGCUGAGCCGGGCGGGCGCCAGUGUGGAGUGGCGCAAGGGCUUGCUGCAGCUCUUCCCCUGCGCCAAGUACCAGAUGGUUCAGGAAGGCGUGACCGUAGAGCUGCUGGUACAUGAUGCAGAGCAGGAGGACGCCGGACACUACACCUGUGACACAGGCCACGCACAGAGCACUGCCAGACUCUCAGUUCGUGCCCCCAGGCCCAUGUUCCAGGCUGAGCUGCAGGACGCAGAGCAGGAGGUGGGCGGCCUGGCCCGGCUGUGCUGCCAGCUGAGUGAGGUGGAGCCUGGGGCCCGUGUGCAGUGGCUCAAGGAGGGUGUGGAGCUGCACACUGGCUCCAAGUACGAGAUUCGUCACCAGGGGACCACGUGUGAACUGCUGAUCCACGGGGUCGAAGCCAAGGACUCGGGCCAGUAUGCCUGUGUGGUGGGUGGCCAGAAAACUGUGGCUUCUGUCAAGGUCAGAGCCCCCCAGGUGACCAUUCUGGAGCCCCUGCAGGAUGUACAGCUCAGUGAGGGCCAGGAUGCCCACUUCCGAUGCCGGCUGUCUAGGGCCUCUGGCCAGGAGGCUCGCUGGGCCUUGGGAGGAGUGCCCCUGCAGGCCAAUGAAAUGAAUGACAUUACAGUGGAGCAAGGCACUCUCCACACACUCACUCUACACAAGGUGACCCUCGAGGAUGUUGGAACCAUCAGUUUCCAGGUGGGCUCAUGUAGCUCAGAGGCCCAGCUGAAGGUCACAGCCAAGAACACAGUGGUGCGCGGCCUGGAGAACGUGGAGGUGCCCGAGGGGGGCGAAGCGCUGUUCGAGUGCCACCUGUCCCUGCCGGAGGUGGCCGCGCACACCUGGCUGCUGGAUGACCAGCCCGUGUCCAGCUCGGAGAACGCCGAGGUGGUCUACUUCGAGAACGGCCUGCGGCACCUGCUGCUGCUCAAAAACCUGCGGCCUCAGGACAGCUGCCGGGUGACCUUCCUGGCUGGGGACGUGGUGACCUCUGCAUUCCUCACCGUCAGAGGCUGGCGCCUGGAGGUCCUGGAGCCCCCGCAGGACGCGGCCGUGGGCGCAGGGAGACAGGCCCACUUCAGCUGCACGCUCAGCGAGGCGGUGCCCGUGGGCGAGGCCACCUGGUACAUCAACGGGGCCGCCGUGCAGCCGGACGAUGAGGACUGGACGGUGACCGCGGACGGCAGCCACCACACGCUGCUGCUGCGCCGUGCUCGGCCGCACCACGCCGGCGAGGUCACCUUCGCCGCCCGCGACGCCGUGGCCUCCGCGCAGCUCACCGUGCUGGGCCUCCCGGACCCCCCGGAGGACGCCGAGGUGGUGGGGCGCAGUGACCGCUCCGUGACGCUGUCCUGGGUGGCCCCAGCCAGCGACGGCGGUGGUGGCCUCCGUGGCUACCGGGUGGAGAUGAAGCCGUCGGCCACUGGGGAGUGGCAGCUGUGCCACGAGCUGGUGUCCGAGCCCGAGUGCGUGGUGGACGGCCUGGCCCCUGGGGAGACCUACCGCUUCCGCGUGGCGGCCGUGGGCCCCGCAGGCGCCGGGGAGCCCGUGCACCUGCCCCAGACAGUGAGGCUCGCAGAGGCCCCGGAACCUGCACCAGCGCCCCUCGCCCUGGAGAGCCGGCAGGUGGCGCCCGGCCAGGAGCUGCGUCUGGAAUGUGAGGUGCCCGGGGCUGGAGAGGUCGUCUGGCUGAAGGGCACGGAGCGCAUCCAGCCCGGGGGCCGCUUCCAGGUUCUCUGCCAGAGUGGGCGGCAGACGCUGGUGAUCCGGGGCUUCUCGGCGGAGGACCAGGGCGAGUACCGCUGCAGCCCUGCCAGGGAUCCCGUCUCUGCCGCUGCCAGGGCCUUCCAGGUGGUGCUGACCCCAGGAUCCAGAGAGGAGGUCCCUGCACAGCCCAGCCUGCCCCCCGAGGCGGCCCAGGAGGGCGACCUGCACCUGCUGUGGGAGGCCCUGGCUCGGAAGCGCCGCAUGAGCCGCGAGCCCACGCUGGACUCCAUCAGCGAGCUGCCUGAGGUGGACGGGCGCCAUCAGCGCCUGCGGCAGGAGGCAGAGGACCUGGCCCCGGACCUGUCCGAGGACUACUCCACAGCCGACGAGCUGGCACGCACUGGUGAGGCCGACCUCUCACACACCAGCUCUGACGACGAGUCCCGGGCGGGCACUCCUUCCCUGGUCACCUACCUCAAGAAGGCUGGGAAGCCUGGCACCUCGCCACUGGCCAGUCAGGGUGGGGCUCCAGCAGUCCCAUCGGGAAUGCUGCAGAAGCAGCCGAAACAGCCGGCCACAGUGUGCCCACCACCAGGAGACCUGACUAUUGAGGACCUCAGCGACCCAUCUCUGGACAAGGCGGCCAUGAAGAUCCAGGCUGCCUUUAAGGGUUACAAGGUGCGGAAGGAGAUGAAGCAGCAGGAGGGGCCCGUGUUCCGGAGCACGUUUGGCGACACCGAGGCACAGGUGGGGGACAUCUUACGUCUGGAGUGUGUGGUGUCCAGCAAGGCAGACGUGCAAGCUCGUUGGAUGAAGGACGGUGUGGAGCUGACGGACGGCAGGCACCACCACAUUGACCGGCUCAGGGACGGCACCUGUGUUCUGCUGGUCACUGGCGUGAGCCACGCCGAUGCGGGCUGCUACACCUGCCAGGUGAGCAGCAAGUUCGGCUGCACGGUCCACAGCGCCCACGUGGCGGUCAGCGGGACGGAGAGUGAGGCUGAGAGCUCCUCUGGCGGAGAAGUGGACGACACCUUCCGCCGGGCAGCCCGCCGGCUGCACCGCCUCUUCCGCACCAAGGGCUCCACCGAGGUGUCGGAGGAGGAGAUCUUCCUGAGCGCCGAUGAGGGCUCGGGGGAGCCUGCGCAGCCUGGGGACUGGCAGACGUACCGCGAGGAUGAGCACUUGGUUUGCAUCCGCUUUGAGGCACUGGCUGAGGCCCGUCGGGCGGCCACGCACUUCCAGGAGAUGUUCAACAUGCUAGGCAUUGGGGUGGACAUCAGCCUCUCGGAGCAGGGACCCCGGGGGGUGGAGGUACGCAUCGCCAAGGUGGCCCUUGCCCCCACAGCGCCUUCAGAGCCAGUGCCCAGCUCGCGGACCACAGAGGCUGCCCCAGUGUUCCUGACUGAGCUGCAGAAUCAGGAGGUGUUGGACGGGUACCCUGUGAGCUUCGACUGUGUGGUGACAGGCCAGCCUGUGCCCAGCGUGCGCUGGUUCAAGGAUGGGAGGAUCCUGGAGGAGGAUGACCACUACAUGAUCAGCGAUGACCAGCAGGGCGGCCACCAGCUCAUCAUCACGGCUGUGGUGCCUGCAGACAUGGGUGUCUACCGCUGUCUGGCUGAGAACAGCAUGGGCGUGUCCUCCACCAAGGCUGAGCUCCGCGUGGACUUGACCAGCACUGACUAUGACACUGCUGCGGAUGCCACUGAGACCUCGUCCUACUUCAGCGCCCAAGGCUACCAGUCCAGUCGCGAGCAGGAGGGUGCAGAGUCUACGUCGGAAGAGGGACAAUUGCCCCAGGUGGUGGAGGAGCUGAAAGACCUCCAGGUGGCCCCCGGCAUACGCCUGGCCAAGUUCCAGCUCAAGGUGAAAGGCUACCCGGCGCCCCGCCUGUACUGGUUCAAAGAUGGGCAGCCCCUGACGGCUUCUGCGCACAUCCGCAUGGUGAACAAGAAGACACUGCACAGCCUGGAGAUCCUCUCGGUCACCAGCGAGGAUGCCGGCCAGUACUCCGCCUACAUCAGCAACUCCGUGGGCGCCGCCUACUCCUCUGCCCAGCUGCUGGUCCAAGGCCCUAAUGACCCAGAAAAGAAGCCGGUGACAGCAGACGUGCAGCAGCAGCUGGUGCCACCCCGCUUCCUGGAGAAGUUCACCUCUAAGAAGGUGAAGAAGGGCUCCAGCAUUACCUUCUCCGUGAAGGUCAAAGGUCUCCCCGCCCCCACGGUGCACUGGCUGCGGGAGGAGGCCGAGCAGGUGCUGUGGAUCGGCCAGGACACCCCGGGCUACACAGUGGCCAGCUCAGCCCAGCAGCACAGCCUGGUCCUGCUGGACGUGGGCGCACAGCACCAGGGCACCUACACCUGCAUCGCGUCCAACGCUGCCGGCCAGGCCCUCUGCUCCGCCAGCCUGCAUGUCUCUGGCUUGCCCAAGGAGGUGGGACCAGUGGGAGAGGUGAAGGAGGCCCUCAUCUCCACCUUUCUUCAGGGGACCAAAGCCAUCUCGGAACAGAUGCCUGUGGAUUUCAGCAGCCUUGCUGGGCAGAAAGGAGAGCCGCUGGCAGCCGAGGCCCAUGGCCACCUGACCCUGGCUGAGGUGGGCACGGAGGAGUUCCUGCAGAAGCUGACCUCACAGAUCACGGAGAUGGUGUCGGCCAAGAUCACCCAGGCCAAGCUGCAGGUGCCUGGAGGUGACAGUGACGAGGAGUCCAAGACACCGUCUGCCUCUCCCCGUCAUGGCCGCUCUCGCCCCUCCUCCAGCGUCCAGGAGUCGUCCUCGGAGUCAGAAGAUGGAGACUCCCGGGGGGAGAUCUUUGACAUCUACGUGGUCACCGCCGACUACCUGCCCCUGGGGGCCGAGCAGGACGCCAUCUCGCUGCGGGAGGGCCAGUACGUGGAGGUGCUGGACUCGGCCCACCCUCUGCGCUGGCUGGUGCGGACCAAGCCCACCAAGUCCAGCCCCUCGAGGCAGGGCUGGGUGUCCCCCGCCUAUCUGGACAGGCGGCUCAAGCUGUCGCCCGAGUGGGGGCCCACGGAGGCCCCCGAGUUCCCUGGAGAGGCCGUGUCUGAGGAUGAGUACAGGAUGCGGUUGAGCUCCAUCGUCCAGGAGCUGCUGAGCUCUGAGCAGGCCUUCGUGGGCAAGCUGCAGUUCCUGCAGAGCCACCACAUGCAGCACCUGGACCACUGCCCCCACGUGCCGGCCGCGGUGGCCGGCCAGAAGGCCGUCAUCUUCCGCAACGUGCAGGACCUCGGCCAGUUCCACAACAGCUUCCUGCAGGAGCUGCAGAGCUGCGAGACAGAUGACGACGUGGCCAUGUGCUUCCUUAAGAACCAGGAGGCCUUUGAGAAGUAUCUGGAGUUCCUGGUGGGCCGGGUGCAGGCCGAGUCAGUGGUGGUCAGCACAGCCGUGCAGGAGUUCUACAAGAAAUACUCGGAGGAGGUGCUGUCGGCCACGGACCCCUCGCAGCCGCCCCCGCCGCCGCUGCAGCACUUCCUGGAGCAGCCAGUGCAGCGGGUGCAGCAGUACCAGGCUCUGCUCAAGGAGCUGAUCCGCAACAAGGCGCGCAACCGGCAGAACUGCGCGCUGCUGGAGCAGGCCUACGCCGUGGUGUCGGCGCUGCCGCAGCGGGCCGAGAACCAGCUGCACGUGUCGCUCAUGGAGAACUACCCGGGCACCCUGGAGGCCCUGGGCGAGCCCAUUCGCCAGGGCCACUUCAUCGUGUGGGAGGGGGCACCGGGUGCGCGGAUGCCCUGGAAGGGCCACCACCGCCACGUCUUCCUGUUCCGCAACCACCUGGUGGUCUGCAAGCCCAAGAGGGACUCCCACACCGACACCUUCAGCUACGUGUUCCGGAACAUGAUGAAGCUGAGCAGCAUCGACCUGAACGAGCAGGUGGAGGGGGACGACCGUGCCUUCGAGGUGUGGCACGAGCGGGAGGAUUCGGUGCGCAAGUACCUCCUGCAGGCCCGGACUGUCAUCACCAAGAACGCGUGGGUGAAGGAGAUCUGCGGCAUCCAGCAGCGCCUGGCCCUCCCCGUCUGGCGGCCGCCGGAUUUUGAGGAAGAGCUGGCCGACUGCACAGCCGAGCUGGGUGAAACAGUCAAGCUGGCCUGCCGUGUGACCGGCACACCCAAGCCCAUCGUCAGCUGGUACAAAGAUGGGAAGCCAGUGGACGUGGACCCUCACCACAUCCUCAUUGAAGACCCCGAUGGCUCGUGCACGCUCAUCCUGGACAAUCUGACCAGUGCGGACUCUGGCCAGUACAUGUGUUUUGCGGCCAGCGCUGCCGGCAAUGCCAGCACCCUGGGCAAGAUCCUGGUGCAGGUCCCCCCGAGGUUUGUGAACAAGGUCAGGGCAGUGCCUUUCAUGGAAGGAGAGGACACCCAGGUCACCUGCACCAUCGAAGGGGCUCCACACCCUCAGAUCAGGUGGUACAAGGACGGGGUCCUCCUGACCUCUGGCGGCAAGUACCGGACCCUGAGUGAGCCACGCAGUGGCCUGCUGGUGCUGGAGAUCCGUGAGGCCAGCAAGGAGGACCUUGGCCAUUAUGAGUGUGAGCUGGUGAACCGGCUGGGCUCCGUACGCGACGGCGUGCAGCUGUGCCUGCAAGGCCCUACCCUGCAGGCCAGGGAACGCCGCCGGGAGCACGUGGCUGUGGUGGAAGGUGCCGCCGUCCCACCCCCCACUGCCCCGGAGCGAGUGGACCAGAGCACAACUGUCCAGAGGACACCGGUGGGCCCGGAGGCUCCGGGAACCUCCGCCGGGGACCGCGCCGGCCUGGGCCCCCGGGAGCCACUUGCUCUCCAGGAGGCCAGCUCCCCACUCCCGGGCACUGAGGCCGCAGACGAACCUGCAGCGUCCGGGAAGGUGCCGGAGCCUCUCCCACCUGGGAGCCAGGACCAGGGCGCAGGGGCUCCUGCCGCAGCUCACGAACGCGUGGUGCCCAUCAGGAUGGAGAGCGCGGCCUGGCCGGGGACAGAGGCCCCUGAGCUCUGGGAUGUCUGCAGCCACGUGUUCACAGAGACCACGCACCGGACAUACGUGUACAAGGCCGGCGACCCGGGUGCCGCAGCAAGGCCCCCGUCCAUGCAGGUCACCAUCGAGGACGUGCAGGCACAGGAAGGCAGCACAGCGCAAUUCCAGGCGGUCAUCGAGGGCACCCCGCAGCCCACGGUGACCUGGUAUAAGGACGGCGUCCAGCUGGUGGACAGUGCGCGGCUCAGCCAGCAGCAGGAGGGGACAACCUACUCCCUGGUGCUGAGGGACGUGGCCCAGCUUGACGCCGGGGUCUACACCUGCCUGGCCCAGAACGCUGGUGGCCAGGUGCUGUGCAAGGCGGAGCUGCUGGUGGAUGGAGGGGCCAGUGACCUGGGCUCAGAGAAGCAGAGCUAUCGGAGAAAACUACACUCUUUCUACGAAGUCAAGGAAGAGAUUGGGAGAGGUGUGUUCGGCUUUGUGAAGAGGGUGCAGCAUAAGGGCAACCAGAUGUCCUGUGCAGCCAAGUUCAUCCCCCUGCGGAGCAGGACGCGCGCCCAGGCCUACCGGGAGCGAGACGUGCUGGCCGAGCUGAGCCACCCGCUGGUCACCCGGCUGCUGGACCAGUUUGAGACUCGCAAAACCCUCAUCCUCGUCCUGGAGCUGUGCUCAUCAGAGGAACUACUGGACCGUCUGUUCAAGAAGAGCGUGGUGACAGAAGCUGAGGUCAAGGUCUACAUCCAGCAGCUGGUGGAGGGUUUGCACUACCUGCACAGCCACGGCGUCCUCCACCUGGACAUAAAGCCCCCCAACAUCCUGAUGGUGCACCCUGCUCGGGAAGACAUUAAAAUCUGCGACUUCGGCUUUGCCCAAAAAAUCACCGUGGCAGAGCCACAGUAUAGUAUGUACGGGUCCCCCGAGUUUGUGUCCCCGGAGAUCAUCGAGCAUACGCCUGUGAGCGAGGCCUCUGACAUCUGGGCUAUGGGGGUCAUCUCCUACCUCAGCUUGACCUGCGCGUCCCCAUUUGCGGGCGAGAGUGACCGAGCGACCCUCUUGAACGUGCUGGAGGGGCGGGUGUCCUGGAGCAGCCCCGUGGCUGCUCACCUCAGCCAGGACGCCCAGGACUUCAUCAAGGCUGCCCUGCAGAGGGCCCCCGAAAGCCGGCCCAGCGCAGCCCAGUGCCUCACCCACCCCUGGUUCCAGAAGUCCCUGCCGGCGGAGGAGGCCCACUUCAUCAACACCAAGCAGCUCAAGUUCCUCUUGGCCCGCAGCCGCUGGCAGCGCUCCCUGAUGAGCUACAAGUCCAUCCUGGUGAUGCGCUCCAUCCCCGAGCUGCUCCGAGGCCCGCCCGACAGCCCGUCGCUCGGGGUGGCCCGGCACCUGCGCGGCGAGGCCGCCUCCUCCAGCAGCUCCUCGUCCUCCGACAACGAGCUGGCGCCCUUCGCCCGCGCCAAGUCGCUGCCGCCGUCCCCGGUGACGCACUCGCCGCUGGUGCACCCGCGGGGGUUCCUGCGGCCGUCGGCCAGCCUGCCCGAGGAGGCGGAGGCCUGCGCUCCCCGGGAGCCCGCGCCGCCCGGGGGCGCAGAGCCCGCCGCCGCCCCCGCCCCGGGCUGCGUGCCCCGGCAGAGCGUCAUCCGCAGCCUGUUCUACCAGCAGGCCGAGCAGAGCCCGCCGCGCGGGGCCCCGGCCGCCGCCACGGUCACGGCCACAGCCACGGGCAGGCGGGUGCCCGCGCGGCGGAGGCACCUGCUCAAGGGCGGCUACUUCGCGGGCGCCGCGCCCGGCCUGCGGGAGCCGCUGCUGGAGCACCGCGCGCUGGAGGAGGCGGCCGCCCGGGAGGAGGGGGCUGCUCCUGCGGCCUCGGCACCCUCCUCAGAGAGGUCCCCCGAGGCCUCCGGAGGCCCCUGCCGCGGCCAUUCCCUGGGCUCCGAUUGUCCCCGCGGGGCCGGGCCCUCCGGAGAGGCCUGCCAGGAGGGGCAGGGUCUCUCACCCACCCUCUGGGGCCUCCAGGCUGAAACAGGAGGGCAGAGCGUGGCCAGACAGGUGGAAGGGCAGAGACCAUUUCCAUCUCCUGGCGGAGAUCCGCGCCUUGCUGAGCAAGAGAGGUCCUCCCAGGACAGCUGUGGGGGGCAGCCAGCUCCUUUUUCUCACCCCCAGGCGGGCCCUGCCACCGGGAAGGGUUCUGGUGCCCCUGAGGCUGUCGCACCCCAAGCUCCCUUGGCAACCCCGGGCACCUCCCUCUCCGGGGGACUGCAGGCUCCCUCCUCCCCAGCGCAGGCAGGCCUCCAGGCAGGCCCGAAGAGCGGGCUGGAGGCCACCCUGUUCCCUGGGGGGCCCGGGCUGCCCAGCUCUCCGGGGCCAGCCUCCCCCUCUGGCCUGGACACCGAGGACCUGUGGGAGUCCGAGCCCAGCUCCCCGCAGCCUCAGGAGCAGGCCACCUCGCGCAAGUUCUCCCUGGGGCAGCCUGGAGGCUUUGCUGGGCUGGCGGGCUACGGGGCCUUCGCCUUCGGUGGGGACGCAGGCGGCAUGCUGGGGCAGGGACCCCUGUGGGCCCGGAUGACCUGGGCCGCCUCUCAGUCCCUGGAGGAACAGGACGAAACAGGGGCCGAGAGCCCCCUCCCCCAAGCCAGCGCGGUGCCCCUGCCCGAGGGCAGCGGGGCCAGAGGGUCCCAGGUGUCGCUGGUGCAGAUCCAGGACCUGUCCCUGUCCCUGUCAGGGGACAUGGAGGCAGCGGACACCAUGUCUCUGGAUAUAUCAGAGGUGGAGCCUGCCUACCUCAACCUGUCACACCUGUACGACAUCAAGUACCUUCCCUUUGAGUUCAUGCUCUUCCGGAAAAUGCCCAGGCGGGAGCUGCCCCCGUCCCCAGUGUGGGAGCCCGAGGAGGAGCUGGCUGGGCUCCCGGAGGCCCCAUGGUCCUGGCAGGGCGGGCUGGGCCUGCAGAUCAGGGAGGAGCCGGAGGACAGCUCGGCCCUGCUCCGGGAGGCAGACGGCAGCAGGAAGCGCAAGUGGUCACCCCCCUCCGGUGGCCCCCGGAGCGUCCCGGGGAGGCGCGCCCUGCUGGAAGAGCCGGUGGAACUGGGGCUGCGUCAGAGGGUGAGGGCCUCGGUGGCCCAUAUCUCCAGCCUCCUGAGGGGCAGGCCUCAAGGUCCAGAGAAGGAGGGUCCCCCUAGGAAAAAGGCAGGCCUUGUUUCCUUCCGGCUGUCGGGUCUGAAGAGCAGAGACCAAGCGCCGACCUUCCAAAGGGAGCUUGCAGAUGAGACGGUGGUCCUGGGCCAGUCUGUGACCCUUGCCUGCCAAGUGUCGGCCCAGCCAGCUGCCCAAGCCACCUGGACUAAAGACGGGGUCGUCCUGGAAAGCAGCAGCCGCCUCCUCAUCUCCUCCACACUGAAGAACUUCCACCUUCUGACCAUCCUGGUGGUGACCUCUGAGGACCUGGGCGUGUACACAUGCAGCGUGCACAACGCCCUGGGCAUGGCGACCACCACAGCUGUCCUCCGGAGGGCCGAGCGCCCCUCGUCCUCCCCGCGCCCAGACAUCGGGGAGGUGUAUACUGAUGGGGUCUUGCUGGUCUGGAAGCCCGUGGAGUCCUAUGGCCCCGUGACCUAUAUCGUGCAGUGCAGCCUGGAAGGUGGCAGCUGGAGCACGCUGGCCUCGGACAUCUUUGACUGCUGCUACCUGGCCAGCAAGCUCUCCAGAGGCGGCAUGUACACCUUCCGGACCGCGUGUGUCAGCAAGGCCGGCAUGGGCCCCUACAGCAGCCCCUCUGAGCAGGUCCACCUGGGAGGGCCCAGGCACCUGGCCUCAGAGGAGAGCCGCCCUGCGCCGCCUGCCCAGCCGCUCCCCAGCACCCAGACCUUGGCCUUCCAAACACAGAUCCGAAGGGGCCGCUUCAGCGUGGUGCGGCAGUGCCGGGAGAAGGCCAGCGGCCGGGAGCUGGCCGCCAAGAUCAUCCCCUACCGCCCGGAGGACAGGAUGGCCGUGCUGAGCGAGUACGAGGCCCUCAAGGGCCUGCGCAACCCGCACUUGGCCCAGCUACACGCUGCCUACAUCAGCCCCCGGCACCUGGUCCUCAUCCUGGAGCUGUGCUCAGGGCCGGAGCUGCUCCCCUGCCUGGCCGAGCGGGCCUCCUAUUCGGAGUCCGAGGUGAAGGACUACCUGUGGCAGAUGCUGAGCGCCGCCCAGUACCUGCAUGCGCAGCGCAUCCUGCACCUGGACCUCAGGUCCGAGAACAUGAUCGUCACGGAGUACAACCUGCUCAAGGUGGUGGACUUGGGCAACGCCCAGAGCCUUGCCCAGGAGCAGGUCCUGCCCUCGGAGAGGUUCAGAGACUACGUGGAGACUAUGGCCCCGGAGCUCCUGGAGGGCCAGGGCGCCGUCCCGCAGACGGACAUCUGGGCCAUCGGUGUGACGGCGUUCAUAAUGCUGAGCGCUGAGUACCCGGUGAGCAGCGAGGGCCCGCGGGGCCUGCACAAAGGCCUGCGCAAGGGGCUGGUCUCGCUGAGCCGCUGCUACGCGGGGUUGUCCGGGGGGGCCGUGGCCUUCCUGCAGAGCACCCUGUGCGCGCACCCCUGGGGCCGGCCGAGCGCGUCCAGCUGCCUGCAGUGCGCGUGGCUGACGGAGGAGGGCCCCGCCUGCUCCCAGCCCUCCGCCGUGACCUUCCCCACCGCCCGCCUGCGCGCCUUCGUGCGGGAGCGGGAGAAGAGGCGGGCGCUGCUGUACAAGAAGCACAACCUGGCCCACGUGUGCUGA